Symbiodinium sp. CCMP2592 is the source of this 1368-nucleotide messenger RNA. The record is from the annotation of a GenBank genome assembly. Lineage: Eukaryota; Dinophyceae; Suessiales; Symbiodiniaceae.
AUGCAACACUGCAGCCACGCGACAAAGAUCGGCCUCGAAGUUCAGCCCUCAGUGCUCUCUGCGCCUGUUUGUCUCGCCAUGGAAGUACAGUGGGCAGUCCAAUUGCUCACAGUGGUGCUUACCCUGCUGGUUGUCCUCGUGGUGAGGGACAUCCAGGCGUGGCUCAGUGGCCCCACUGCGCAGCCUUCAAAUGUGCAGACGGCUACGCUUGCACCUGGCUCGACGGAGGACUCUAGCAAGGACUCCAGCCCCUCGCAUCCUCCCCAGGAGGGUGGUGCAGCCAAAGAUGCUCCAACGCCUGAUGCCCUUGCUGGCACCAAAGCUGGAGCUGGAGGUGAUGACCCCUUGCAAGCGGGGGCCAAAUCGGCUGAUGCGGCUGACACCCCGCAGAAGGAGACGGAGAAGCCAAAAGACGCCGCGACGUCUGACAAGGACGGCACCACUGCGCCCCUGGCCAAGGACUCCAAGGACGCAGCGGACACCGCUCAGGACCCUGCCAAGAAAGCAGUGAGCCCGGAAACCAUGAUGCAGGAGCUCACUGCAUGCCACACCACCGUCAAGAACUUUGCUGCCAACAUGUCCAGGCUCCUCAACGGGAUCACGAGUGUUGCUCCCAACUUGACCAAGGUGCAGGCCGAGCUGGAGAGCAGCCGAAAGGCGGCACACUCCCUGGAGACUGCGGUGGAGAAGUCCAUCAGCAGGAUGGACAAAACCAAGGAGCUCCCUGACGAGAUCAAGGAGCUGACCAAACGUGUUGGUGGCCUGGAGAGCAUCGUCGGAGCUGUGACGGCGAAGAUGGGGACUAUGUCUACCAAUGUGGAUACCUUCGGCAAGAGCCACGACUCCCAGCUGAAAGAUGUCCUCAAGGGAGUUGCUGCUGCAGCCAGCUCUGCGAAGCAGUGCAACAGCGAUGUCACAGCACAUGUGACAGCCAAGGCAGGCAACUUGGAGUCAGGCCUUAAAGAAGUCCUUCGCAAAAUCACGGCGACGGACUAUGAUAGCCAUACGAGCAUGACCGCCACGGUGAAGGAUGUCUCCAACCUUGGCCAGGAACUCUUGGCAGCGCUUAACUUCCUGCAAGGAGAGGCGGCGGUCCAGAAGGAUGCCAUCUACCAGUUGGCAACUGUUAUGGCGGACGUUGCUGAACAAGUCAGGGUCAUUCGGGACUACUGCGAAAGGCCGGUCCCUGUGGCUAUGGCAGGUCACCAGGAACGGCCACCAAUGCCACCGCCCGCCUAUGAGCCCAACCUGCAGCAAGGACCGCGUCAGCUCAACCUGAACACGGCCCUGCCGGUGGCGAGAGCAGCACACCCUCAGGUCAGGAUCGAAAUGGGCAAUGGCAGGAGCGUCAAUAUCCCUCUGAGCUGA